Messenger RNA from Pantherophis guttatus, 808 nucleotides. RefSeq names its product GADD45G interacting protein 1 (gene GADD45GIP1). Lineage: Eukaryota; Metazoa; Chordata; Lepidosauria; Squamata; Colubridae. Gene Ontology annotation, cellular component: nucleus; mitochondrion. The record is from RefSeq and is a predicted model, not a curated record.
AGUUCCGGUCACCUGCUAAGCGCGUUGCAACAUGGCGGCCCGCGGAAGUCGGCUGCUGCUGGGUGGCGUCCGGCUAUAUAACGCCAAGCCGCUUAAGUUACAACUGAAGGGAAUCUAUCGGGCGGACCCUGCCGAUCCCUGUACUCCGGCCUGGCAACUGACGCCCGAAUAUGAGGCCAAGCUGUUUGGGCGGCACGGGAAAGCCUCCGGGGUGGACCCGACCCGGUUGUGGCCGUCGCUGGAGAAGCUGCAGGAAAUGGAAGCUGAGGAGAGAGCCUGGUACCCGUCCUUGAAAGAGAUGCAGCAGUCGCUGGAUGCCAAGGAGAGCGAGGCCGAAGCCAAGCAGCGACAGAAAGAGGAGGCAAUUGCUGCCAAAAUGGCCAAAAUGCCACAGAUGAUAGAAAACUGGCAGAAGGAAAAAGAGAAACGCAAGCUCAAAGAACAACAAGAAAAAGAACGACGGCGGUUGUUACUGGCUGAGGCCCGGGAACAAUAUGGCUAUCACCUGGAUCAUCACAGUGCUGAAUUCCAAGAGAUGGUGUUAGAAAGAGAGAAGAUUAAACGGAUGGAGCAGAAGGAGGAGAAAAAACGUAUGAGGGGGAUUCUGGCCAAAAAAGCAAUGGAAAGCAAAAUUCUUUCCUCAACUCCAGAUAACAAGGAGGAGAUGGCUGAACAAAAGGAUACCUAAAAUACUGUAUUAUCAGUCUUUGAAAUAAAUCUGCCUACAGAUUGUGACAUGUAAUUCUCAGAGGCCCAAUCAAUUUACUGCACUUCUCAUCAUGCAUUAAAGGCCAACUUAGAAUUCUUA